Zootermopsis nevadensis is the source of this 2939-nucleotide messenger RNA. RefSeq names its product pre-rRNA 2'-O-ribose RNA methyltransferase FTSJ3. The record is from RefSeq and is a predicted model, not a curated record. Gene Ontology annotation, molecular function: rRNA (uridine-2'-O-ribose)-methyltransferase activity; rRNA (guanine) methyltransferase activity. Lineage: Eukaryota; Metazoa; Arthropoda; Insecta; Blattodea; Termopsidae. Gene Ontology annotation, cellular component: nucleolus; nucleus; preribosome, large subunit precursor. Gene Ontology annotation, biological process: rRNA methylation; maturation of 5.8S rRNA from tricistronic rRNA transcript (SSU-rRNA, 5.8S rRNA, LSU-rRNA); maturation of LSU-rRNA from tricistronic rRNA transcript (SSU-rRNA, 5.8S rRNA, LSU-rRNA).
ACGUCUAAAUCUUACAGCUUCAAAUGUUGGUAUUCCUGCCGACUAUUGUGUAUGGUUCCACGUGUGUUCGUAUUUAUCAUCCUGCAUGUCUGUGACUGUCUGAAGUUGAUAUUUAGUUUACUAAUAUGGGGAAGAAGAAACUUGGAAAACAGCGUAGAGAUAAAUACUAUCAACUAGCAAAGGAAACAGGUUACAGAUCCCGAGCGGCCUUUAAGCUUAUACAGUUAAACCGUAAAUUCGAGUUCCUACAGAAAUCUCGGGUAUGUGUCGACCUAUGUGCAGCACCAGGUGGAUGGAUGCAGGUUGCCAAGCAGAAUAUGCCUGUUUCCAGUGUCGUUAUAGGUGUGGAUCUUUUUCCCAUUAAGACAGUUCCAGGUUGCGUUUCUCUGCAAGAGGACAUAACCACAGAUAAAUGCAGAGUUGCUAUUGAAAAAGAACUUCAAUCAUGGAAAGCUGAUGUUGUAUUAAAUGAUGGUGCACCUAAUGUCGGUAAAAACUGGCUACAUGACGCAUAUCAGCAGGCAUGCCUCACUCUGAGUGCUCUGAAAUUGGCAACUCACGUUCUUCGAACUGGUGGCUGGUUUGUUACUAAGAUAUUUCGUUCCAAGGACUACCAGCCAUUAAUCUGGGUGUUUAAACAGCUCUUCAAGAAGGUACACGCAACAAAGCCUCAAGCAUCACGAAGUGAAUCUGCGGAAAUCUUUGUGAUAUGUCAAGGAUACAAAGCGCCAGAUAAGUUGGAUCCACGCUUUCUCAAUGCAAAGUAUGUGUUUGAGGAGCUAGACGUGGAGCCCCAGAAUAAGCUUAGUAUAUAUCAUCCCGAGAAACAGAAGAAGGCAAAACCUGAGGGUUAUCCUGAGAAUGACUACACCUUACAUCACAAACUGUCCGUCACAGAGUUCAUUGCCAGCGAAAGUGCUGUGGAUACAUUGCAAAGAACUUCAGAGAUUGUGAUGGAUGAUCCUGAGAUAGCAAAUCAUCCUCUGACAACUGCAGAAAUCAAGGAGUGCUGUAAGGACAUCAAAGUAUUGGGUCGUAAGGAUCUCCGAGCUCUUAUGAACUGGUGGAAAGCUAUAAAACAAGUGAAAACUGAAAAUAAGCCUGAGAAUGAUGAGAAGACCACAGGAAAUGAAGAAAAGGAGGAAGAGAAGAAAGAUGAAAGCGAAGAGGAUGAACAUGACUUGGAAGAAUUAUCCCGCCAAGUGUCUGAACUGCAGGAGGAAGAAGUUCGAGCUUUGAAGAGGAAGAGGAAACAGACGAACAAAGAACGCAAAAAACUACAGGAUCGACUCAAUCUCAAGAUGGUUCUCCGAGGUGAUGAAGGACCAAAACUUGAGAGGGAUGACAUGUUUCAAUUGACGCAGAUUGAGAGUAGCAAGGCGCUCGAGAAUAUAACUGACAAUACGCCAGACAUACUAGCUGAAUCAGAACCUGAGUCAGAUGAUGAACUCCCUAAGAAACCAAAGUAUGUAAGGUUUGAGAAGGAUGGUGGUGAUCAUCUUGAUAGUUCUGGAAAGUUCUAUAAACCAGAUGACAUGAGUGAUCUGGAAGAAGACAGUGAUUCUGAAGAUUCUGAUGACAUUGAAAAAGAGGGUUUGGGUCUCAGUAAUAGUGAUCAAGAAAAUGAAGAAACCGACCCAGCAGCGAGUAGUUUGAAACACCAGCGAGAAGAGAAUCCGCUCCUGACUGACCUAGAUCCCAGGAACAAGAGGGAAAAAAAAUCACAUAAAGCUCAGCUGUGGUUUGAAAAGGAUAUCUUCAAGAGCUUGGAAAAUGAAGCAGAUGAAGAUUAUGAAUUGGAUGAAAUGGUGGAGGAGUACAAAAAGAAGGGUGGAAAGAUAAUUGGAGACAUUAAGAAAAAUAAAGAAAGCAUGAAGCCUGAAUAUGAAAGUAGUGAUGAUGAGAAUAUAGACGAAGAUGAAGAAACUGGUUCAGAAUCAGAGACUGAUUUUCAGCCAGAGAAGAACAAUACGAAGCUACCAACGGAAGGAAAAGCAGGAUUAGAAGUUGUUGCCAAAGAUGGAGCUGCGCCAAGCCGCAAACGCAAGCUGAAACUUGAUGAGGAAGGAUUGGCAUUGGGGACUCUUAUGGUGACUUCCCAUAAGAAUAAACGCAAUCUGAUAGAUGGGGGGUGGAACCGAUAUGCUUUCAACGAUGACAAUCUUCCAGAAUGGUUUGUUGCAGAUGAAGACAGACACAUGCGAAAGGAAGCACCGGUUCCAAAGGAGCUGGUGUCCGAGUAUAAAAUGAAGUUACGCGAAUUGAACGUCAGACCAAUCAAAAAGGUGAUAGAGGCAAAGGCUCGAAAAAAGAAGCGUGCUGUCAGGAGACUGGAACGUGCAAAGAAGAAGAUGGAAACUCUUAUGGACAAUGUAGAUGUGUCUGAUAAAGAAAAGGCUAAACAAAUCAGAGAGUUGUACAAGAAAGCCAAAGGAAAUCGCAAGAAAGAAAUUACGUACGUGGUAUCCAAAAAGCACACGGCAUCGAAAAGGACUCGGCGUCCACGCGGUAUCAAAGGACCGUACAAGGUUGUCGACCCAAGGAUGAAAAAGGACAAUCGUCGAGUAAAGAUGUCGAAAAAUGGAAAGAAGCGUGGCCAAGGUCCUGCGCCUCCAAAAGCGAAAAGAUCGGCGAAAAUGGGCGGCAAAGCGAAGAGAUGAACUGGCUAUUACGAGAAAUUCAGUAUUUCGAUGCCAGAGUGAGGUAAUCCUUACAGAAUAUGGGCCCUGUUACCGAAGUUGUAUUUUAUAUAGCAGAUUAAAGUCUGGUGAUAAAUUUUGUGGACUAUUUCCUUCUAUGACAGAUGUUAAUUUGGUUUUCAUUUCAAGCUUUUUUAAAUGUAUUUAAAGUGCAAACUCUGUUAGAACUUUGCGUGAACACCGUACGCUGUAUAUAAGUGGAAAUAAUGGAAUGAACGUUGACGCAUAUCGAGUGGCUUA